This is a messenger RNA of Trematomus bernacchii (emerald rockcod), 4579 nucleotides long. RefSeq names its product lysyl oxidase-like 1 (gene loxl1). The record is from RefSeq and is a predicted model, not a curated record. The transcript has 7 exons. The coding region runs from base 363 to 2258 and encodes 631 amino acids. Gene Ontology annotation, molecular function: protein-lysine 6-oxidase activity; copper ion binding. NCBI's taxonomy places the organism in Eukaryota, Metazoa, Chordata, Actinopteri, Perciformes, Nototheniidae. Gene Ontology annotation, biological process: peptidyl-lysine oxidation.
CAGAGAGCAAUGCUCAGUCUACUGACAGGAGAGCCAGCAGACCGACAAGAAGUCAGGACAUAUUCUCAUAGCAGAAACAGACGGUAACACCAGCAGUGGGUUUUCUGAAGCCCACUUUUGCUCUCCUGGGUGUGAGUGCUCCUGAAUGCACAUUCAAACUAUUCUACUGCUGCCACCAAAGAUCUGCAGAUGCACUCAAAUCCAAGCUUACUAUUCAACCCUGCCUCUGUCUCAAGACUCCCACAAAAGCUGUACCCGCGGGAAGAGGAUACACAUGUUUUAUUGACAGAGCGACAGGUGGUUUGAGUUUGAGCUGUUGGGUUUUUUCCUGUGUGGUAAGCUGAGGCGUCUUUAGAGCCAGUAUGUUGCCUAUUGUUGUGGCAUGUUUGGUAUUCUUCCUGUUGGGCUCGGGUCAGGCUCAGGUUGCCACACAGACUCAGGGGGAGAGCCAGAGUCGUGGCCAGGGGCAGGACAGCUCUGCCAACCCUUGGAGGCAGGUGAUUCAGUGGGAGAACAAUGGACGACUGUUUAGCCUGCUGAACAGUGGAGCUGAAUACGUACCUGCAGGGGCCCAGGAAAGAGGUCCCAGGGUGGUUGUGGCAGACACUCAGCCACGCUCUUCACGUAGACCUCAGGGAGGCAAUGUCCGCCGACAAGCUCCAUCAAGAGGGUCCUCUGAGACUGUCCGUGGCCAGGCAAGGCAUCCUUUUGGCUUUGGACAGGUUCCUGAUAACUGGAGACAAACUGCAGGCAGCACAGGGGGCGGCCAGUUCCAAGGAUCCACUGGCACUCGCCUCAGGCCAUCCACAGGCUCUUCAUCGUCAUCAUCAUCAACCUUUUCUUCAUCUUUUAUACCAUCCUACCCACAAAACCCAUUUCCUCAACAACCUCCUUUCCAACCAGUACCUUAUGAUCCUAGUUUUGUAGAAGGGCCAGUCAGGAGCUACGAGCCACCUUUUCAGCCUGUUGCCGGUGGAGGAUUUGGUGGGGGAGGAUUUGGUGGGGGAGGAUAUGGUGGGGGAGGAAAUGUCGGUGGAGCAUAUGGUACUGGACCGGGGUACACUCAAGGAGGGUAUGGUACUGGACCCGGGUACACUGGAGGAGGGUAUGGUACUGGACCCGGGUACACUGGAGGAGGGUAUGGUGGUGGUCAGCCCCAAGUGUUCCCAGGCUCUCCUUCUGAUGUUUCUGAAGAUGGCUACCGCUACUACCAGCCUUAUGGCUAUGGGCCAAAUCCUGUGGUGCCUGCACGUGCAGCCCAACCUGCCCGUGCAGCCCAACCUGCCCGUGCAGCCCAACCUGCCCGUGCAGCCCAACCUGCCCAACCAUCGUUUGCAGAUGGUCUGGACCACAGAUACUCCCACAGUAUCUUCAAUGCGGAGACUGGUCAGGCUGUACCUGCUGUUCCUGCUGUCCCUGCCCCUGAAUUCAACCAGGCAGUUCCUGUGAUAGUGGACAGGACAGGAGCAGCUGGUCAACCACAAAUCAGGAGCCCUCAGUAUGAGCAGUUUCCUCCAUUUGGAAGAUCCCAGCCUCCUGUGGCGCAGCCCAUUCCUCAAGCCAGAAGUUCUCCAAACUCCGGCAUCGAGAACCCCAAUGUAAAUGUCGGGAGUGUGUACCGGCCAGAACAGAGAGGUUUGCCUGACCUUGUUCCUGAUCCAAACUAUGUCCAGGCUUCCACAUAUAUCCAGAGAGCCCACAUGUAUUCUCUCCGCUGUGCUGCUGAAGAAAAAUGUCUUUCAAGCUCCGCCUAUGGGCCUGAGGUCACCGACUACGAUGUAAGGGUCCUGCUGCGAUUCCCACAGAGGGUGAAGAACAAGGGGACUGCCGACUUCAUGCCUAACAGGCCACGUCAUACCUGGGAGUGGCAUAGCUGUCAUCAGCACUACCACAGUAUGGACGAGUUCAGCCACUACGAUCUACUGGAGGUCAGUACAGGACGGAAAGUGGCGGAGGGACACAAGGCCAGUUUCUGUCUGGAGGACACCACCUGUGACUUUGGUCACCUGAAGCGCUAUGCCUGCACCACUCACACUCAGGGUCUGAGCCCGGGCUGCUACGAUACAUACAACGCUGAUAUCGACUGCCAGUGGAUCGAUAUCACGGACAUCCAGCCUGGAAACUACAUACUAAAGCUCACAGUUAAUCCCAAGUUUUUGGUGCUGGAAUCAGACUUCACCAACAAUGUGGUCAGGUGUAAUAUAAACUACACAGGACGGUUUGUUAGAACAUCCAACUGCAAGAUAGCACAGUCUUGAUCGGGCGCUGGAGGUCUGCCACUAUAGAGGGACCCUGACUUCCAUUGAAAUGUGAAUGGAAUCCAUGUGUUGUUGGUUCAUUGUUGAUGUUUGUCUUACUAGUUUGUGCUGUCUCGUUAUCCUGAGCCCAUGAAAAACCUGGUUCACCUGGCACUGAAAAGCAUGUGGUGGUUUAAGGUAGAAAUACGCACACACACACAUACAUACACACAUUAUUGGAUAAUGCAAAUAGCACGUUGAUAUCAGACCAUAACAGUUUAAAUCCCUGCAAUCUAAGAUUUUGUAUUUCCUCUACCAACUUCUUGUUCACACUCUUCCAGUAUGGUUUGGUUAUAAUCGGACACAUCAUUGACUUUGAGGUGUGUACUGUUUCUACGCACAAACAUCGAUGCCCAUGAUGGCAGAGUGUCUCUGUUUGAAUUAUAAAUAAAGCAUCAAACAGUGCCAGUGAUGAAAUGAGUGGUUCCAGACGAGUCAGGGUUCAGCCGCGAUCCGACAAAUACAAUUACGGGACAAUGUAUUCCUGGGUGCAUUCACCCAUGCUCUGUGGGGACAGAAAGAGAUGCCCACUGACUCAGAAGAACUAUAAUGUGUUCGUUUUUUUUCUUUUUCUCUUCACUGCCUCAGUGGGUCAGGCUGGGAUACUGUGAUUCCCUGGGCACAUUCUGUUUAAUGUUGUGUUAACAGCAAGAGGAAGACAGCAGGUCAUAUUUGCAUUUGUCAACUGCAUCAAAUUAUAAGUCAACAUAAAAACAGGCUGUCAGCACAGGCCACUGUUCUCCUCUAAACCCGUGCAUACUUGUGUCGUGUCCCCAUUCGUUCUUUCUUAUUUCAGUAAAACAGGAACAGGAAACUCAACUGGCAAACAGGGUGCUUUCCAGAAACUAGACUUGCAGUAUGUACAGUACGCUUUUAUAUUCACACUGUCUUGGGGUCUCUUCUUCUACUACCAACACUGGUCGGAUGGCACAUCGGUCAUCUUUACCUUUUGAAGAAUGUGUAUACAAAUAUUCCACUGAUGCAUGAAUGAUGGGGAUUCUUUUGUUGUUGUAUCCAGUUUGACCUGUUACUGUUAUUUGUAAAAGUAAAUAAACUUAUAUAUUUUUUCUUGAUAAUAUGAAAUAUUCAAAAAGCACUACAGCUACAUACUCAGUGUUUUAAUGCAGAGAAAGCCGUCCCUACCUACCUCUCCAAUCGAGUGAGCUCUUUCUUGUUAAGUGUUGAAAUGGCUCCUUCCUGUGUUGCAGCACACAAUCUGGUGAAUAUAUCAAAGAACACACAAUGCAGGAUGCAGACAAUGACUAAGAGUAAUCUUCUAAGAAUUCAAGUUAGAAUCCUUAAGAUUUCAGUCCUGGUUUGUUGUGCGGCUUUAAUACUAAAUCAAACACACAUGCAGCAGCUACUUUGUCGGCAGCAGUGCAGCAGAAGGGGCAACAAGCAUAUCUGUUUACAGUCGAAACCAAACAAACUCAAGUUUUAAUAAAGUCAGUCAAUAAUUGACCUUUCUCCAUGAUGCCAGGAUCAACGUGAUGUGAUUUCAUAUUUCACAAGGGGCUAGAAGUUCUCCUCCAGCAGCAGCGCACAGUAUCAGGAGUUCAAUCCUGAGUGAGAACAUAUAGUCACUUUUCAUCAACAGCUCACUCUGACUGGGCCUUUUUGUUCUAUUAUCUCUUACAGUAUAGUUUAAAUUGAUCCUUAUCCCAAACUUGCCACCUGCUUUGGAACAUUUUGGAUACAUGUUCAUAGUUUUGGCUUCAGUAAUAUUGCCCUUCCUGGGGCUGGAUUACAACAAAAGCCACUCCACGUUUCACCCCUUGUGCACUUCUCUUGUAAACCAGCAGCAGUAGGAAUAUUUGGUUUGUGUUAAUACAGGAAUCAUAUCAUUUAAAGAGACUAAACGGAUAAAACGUCAAACCAUAUUGCUGGAUUAUGCAUUGUUUCCUCUUGAGCGUGAAGGCAAUUUGAAUCCAUCACAAGACUGGCGGACCCCGCCACUAACAACAAAAACGACUUUACUGCACAGAGAGGUAAUAACUGUAUUUAAAUACAUUGAAUGGCUAUUGCAGGAAAGAUGCUCACCAUAAAUAGUUUUAAAAAAGCGUUGUUAUUUGAUCUGCAUUUAUCGACAUGGCAGGGUUAACGAUCAUACUGUGCUCUCACUGACGGGAUGCAACAACAUGUGACUGACAUUGACAUGUGGAACAACAGCACCAGAGUAGGCGACACAUAUACAGCGUCUUUGACAUGUUGUGAUGAUAUUUGUGAUUCUGUAAUGAACACCUGUCAAAGUUGUCAUAUACAAUAAAUACAUGUACACAUCC